Molecule: messenger RNA, 2337 nt
Organism: Phoenix dactylifera (date palm)
Lineage: Eukaryota; Viridiplantae; Streptophyta; Magnoliopsida; Arecales; Arecaceae
Source: RefSeq, a predicted model, not a curated record
AUGUCUCAGCUUGCCAAGCUUCUUACCCAGGAAGCUGUUUGCUUGGGUGGCUUGCGUGAUCAGAUCGAAUGGGUGAAAACACAACUCCAGCUAUUGCAAGGUUUCCUCAAAGAUGCAGAUUCCAGAAGGAAGAGAGGAGAUGCAACAAUAGAGAGCUGGAUAAGUGGGAUAAGAGGUGUAGCCUAUGAAAUGGAAGACGUUAUAGACGCCAUCAAGUACAUGCACGAGAGCCGACACCAAAGGAGAGGCUGCAUGGGCUCCAUUUCAAGGUACUCUCACAAACCUUGUGAAUUGAUCACCCACCGUAAAAUUAGUUCCAGAAUUGAGCAAAUAAAGAUCAAGAUCCAGAGUAUUUCCGAUGGCAGAGAUAGAUAUGGCAUUGCUAAUCUAGGUGAAAGUAGUGGAGUGGACGACAGUUUGCAAGCACUGAGACAAUUCCCUCCCCAUUUCUACGACGACACUGAUGUCGUAGGCUUUGAGGAUGAUAAGGAAAAAUUAGUGAAACAAUUAGUUGAUCCGGAGAACAAAAACUGCAGUGUAGUUUCUAUAGUGGGUAUGGGUGGGCUUGGCAAGACCACCCUCGCAAGAAAACUGCAUAAUGACCCAGCGAUUAGAGAACAUUUUGACACCUUUGCUUGGAUUUCAGUUUCUCAGAAGUACCGAGUUAUUGAGCUACUCAAGGAUAUCAUGAAAAAGGUGAUGGGACUCACAAAGAAGAAACAAAGAAAUACAAGAAUUACACUAGAAGAGUUAGAGCAGAUGGGUGAAGAAGAAGUGAGAGAGCAGCUCCGUAACUUCCUACGAGACAAAAGGCAUUUGGUCGUGAUGGAUGAUGUAUGGAGUGUUGAUGUUUGGAGACAAAUGCAUCACAUCUUUUCUAAUGGAAACAACGGUAGCAGAAUACUGCUUACUACCCGUAAAAUUGAAGUUGCAAGACAUGCCGAGCCAUGGAUUCCUCCACAUGAACUGCAGCUUUUGAACGACGCACAGAGUUUGGAACUCUUCCGUAGGAAGGCAUUUCCACCAAAUCAAGACGUCCCGACUGAGCUGGAGGCAUUGGCCCAGAAGCUUGCAAAGAGGUGUGGUGGACUUCCUCUUGCACUUGUGGUGUUAGGGGGCCUUCUGUCGAGGAAAGAUCGUAGCUACGACACCUGGUUGAGAGUAGCUCGGAACAUGAAAUGGGAAUCUAGUGGAGAUGGGCAGGAAUGCCUCCGUAUAUUGGGCUUGAGUUAUGAUGACCUGCCAUAUCCGUUAAAACCAUGUUUCUUGUACAUCGCUGCGUUCCCAGAGGACUCAACUAUCUCCGCUUCCAAAUUGGUUAGGUUGUGGAUCGCCGAAGGUCUCAUACCACAAGAGCAGACACAGACGAUGGAAGACACCGCAAGGGACUGGCUGGAUGAGUUGGUGCAGAGGUGCAUGAUCCAGGUUGUGGAGAGAAGCAUGGCUCAUGGGCGGGUUGAGAGCAUACGCAUCCAAGAUAUGCUGCGCGACUUUGGCCUAUCAGAAGCCGGAAAGGAUGGAUUUCUUCAUAUUUGCAGCAGCGACGACAAGGCAGUAUCUGAUGGUAUAUCGUGUCAUCGUGCGGCUUUCCACAGUCAUAUAAAUGACGAGGUUGCUGUUUUCUCACCACAUCUCCGCACUCUGCUGGGCUUCAAUUUAGUUUUGAAAGACAGUACUUCUGCGGGAAAAUUUCUGAAUGGUUUAAACUUAGUAAGAGUGUUGGAGUUCGAGGGCGCAAGAGAUUUGAAAGAGUUACCAAAACAGAUCGGCAGCAUGAUUCAUCUACGAUACCUGGGAUUGAGAAACACUGGUUUGAAGAGACUGCCAUCCUCCAUCCGGCAUCUUCUAAAUCUGCAGACUCUGGAUGUCAGAGACACAGGCAUUUAUUGGCUUCCAAAAUCAUUUUGGAAAAUCCGGACGCUGAGACACGUCCAUAUUAAUAUACUUGCAUUUCUAAGCGCCCCAAUAAGUGGUGAUCACAACAACUUGCAGACUCUGCAAAUUGCGAACUAUGUACGUAAUAUAAAUGUCAUCAGUCUUUUCAACCAUAUUCUAGCCAUAAGAUUCAUCAAAAAUUGGGUUACUACACCCGGCUUUACUGAGGAGGCAAUGGACAGAACAUGCGGCAGAAUGCUUGGAAAGUCGCUUGGAAAAGCAAUCGAGAAAAUGGACAGCCUCGUCUCCUUGACUCUGGAAUUUUCUCUUAUGCCUAGGGGCAUCCUUUUUGCUCAUGCACCAAACCUGCACCACCUCCGUUCGUUGAAUUUGUUUGGGCGAUUGUUACUCAGACCACUGUUGGGUUAUCCCUCCUAUAUUGGAGGAGACUUAGCCCAAUAA